AUGGGUGUUGUAAAUCCGAAGAAGAGAAUCGAAGAGUUCAUCGACCCAGAAGCAGAAAUCACAUUCUACGACCGUUUCUACAACUGGGAACUGGCGGCUGGCUCCUACUUGGUAAAGAACACCAACUGGUCAAGAGAUUUUCUUGAAGGUUUCGCUGACUAUGAGUUCCGCUUGCCGAACAGCUUCCAUGGAACAGACAACGGUGCGCUUCAUGCGUAUCUUGCUGAAGUCAUUUUGCCUACUCGCGGCGUCGAUUUGGCAAUUUGCCUUUGGAUUUGGAAAAAUUCAAAAGGAUAUGGAGACCUAUUUACAUUUGAGGCCUGUAUAAGGGACUUACUGGGAAACGCCACAACCUUCGGGAAGAUCAAAUUUUUGCGCAAGGGAACCGCAUGGGCUCGUGAUAACUGGAUGACAAACAGCAAGUGGAAUAACGAACGGGACUUUAUUAUACAUAACUGGAAAUUGACACAGCUGCGAACCUACUCUAAGAAGCCGAUACCGUACAUGAGUUUUCGUAACAUUUGA
Messenger RNA from Cooperia oncophora, 525 nucleotides. The record is from the annotation of a GenBank genome assembly. NCBI's taxonomy places the organism in Eukaryota, Metazoa, Nematoda, Chromadorea, Rhabditida, Trichostrongylidae.